AUGGCUAUCGUAGCACCUCUGAGGGCUCCAAUCCGCGCUCUUCCACCAGAGCUGCUUCGUGUAAUCUUUGAGAUGACGCUGCCAGAAAGUGAUCGGUCACUUAAGAGCUCUACGCCUCCUCUCCUUCUCUGCCAGGUCUGCAAAAUCUGGCGCGAUGUUGCCAUCACAUCACCCACUCUGUGGAAUUCUGUUAGUGUUGAUGCUAGCUCUGUACGCACGAUCGCAAAUUGUGUACACCUCCUGGAGAUGGCGGUAGAACGUGCUGGAGACACACCGAUAGGUCUCGAUCUACACGAAUAUAUGAACUAUAGUAAGCAAGGCGCACCCCCGCUGCUGCUUACUACGCUUGCCCCCUCUUUCUCUAGAUAUCAAAAUCUAUCUCUAUCGGUGCAGAGCCCUCAUUGGUAUCACGACCUUGCACUGAUGAGCCCAGCCUUAUCCAGCCUUCCGAAGCUUAAAAAUUUGACUCUCCUUGUAAAUCACCACAACAUCGAGUUCAACCGAGGUCUCAACAUAUCACCACUCCAUCUAUUCAAAGCUGCGCCCCUUCUGACGAGCGUUUGUCUAGACCUCAAACAUCCUGGAGGUAACCUGUUUAUUCACCUUCCCUAUUCCCAAUUACUCGAUCUCGACUACCGGCUUACUCUGAGGGUGCCAAAUAGCACCUCUUACGCAAUUCGCUGUUGGCAAGCUGCUAUCGCUUGCGCCACCAACCUUAUCUCAGCCAAGCUCACAUUUCUGUCUCAACGUAACGUAUUCAGGCAGCAGCCCACCCUCAAACCUGCGGAGAAUCCCAAGCCCAGAACAUCAGAUGUCCAGGAGCUUGCAAUAACUUACGGGGUUCUGGGGGAUGUUGGGUCGAUUUUCUAUGGUCUCGAGCUGCCAAAGUUGUCAACUUUGUCAUUUCGGGCAGUAAGGGCAUGCCUCGUUAUAGUGGACAGAGACGCGAAACCUUCGAUGCUAUAUUAUUUUGACGUCAAGCCUCUUCGACCAACACUCUUUCACAAGUUAGAGAGCUUGACAUUGCUAUUUGUGCUGAUUUACGACAACCAGCUCCUAUCCCUUCUUGAAGCCAUCCCCAAUAUUCGGCAUUUCUGCCUGCUCUCUGUGGCAGAAUGCUCAAUAUGCCGCCUACCACAAUCUUUCGGUCCAAAGAAAUCCGCUCUGACACGUUUUCUCACAGUUCCAGUGGUGGAAGAAGAAGCCGUUGAACGAGCUGAUUACCUUCUUCCCAAAUUGGAGACCCUGGAGCUGUUUUAUCCUGCCACGACGAUUCCAUGCACGUCGUCCAGCUGA
Molecule: messenger RNA, 1296 nt
Organism: Cyclocybe aegerita
Lineage: Eukaryota; Fungi; Basidiomycota; Agaricomycetes; Agaricales; Hemipholiotaceae
Source: the annotation of a GenBank genome assembly